GCGAGUGGAGCGCGUGCAGCGGGGAGUGCGCGCGGGGUGCAGCGGGACACCGCACGCGCACGCGCAUGUGUCUCUCAGCUGCGGGCUGCGCUGACGCCGGCGCUGCGCUAGAGCGACGCGUCUGCGUUAACACCUGCCCAGAAUCGGAGAGUGGUUGGGGUGCUUGGGGGUCGUGGGGGGCGUGUUCAGGGGGCGAGCGUGUGCGCCAGCGCAGUUGCGAGGCGGGCGCGUGCAGCGGUGCUCAGGUGCAAGUCGCACGAUGCUCUGACGAUACUGAACUAGAUAAUGAGUUGUACGCAAUGCCGGCGUACAGUCAGAACGUAGAGAUGGCCUCGUUCGUGACAGGUCCUGGCAAUGACUCCUUGAGCGUUGGUGCAAUUGUCGGCUGCGUGGUGGCCGCAUUUGCUAUGGGUUGCCUAGUGUGCCUGGCGGGGGUGAUAUUCUGGCAGAGGCGGGGUGGUGCGGCGCGGGGGCGGGUGCCCUCCAGCCCUCAUUACAUCACCGCUAAACAGAACAGCUACGUCACUGUGCCGCUCAAGGACGUUCCGCGUAAAGCUAAACGCCAACCAUCGUUCACCGGCAUGAGUGGACCGAGCGUGCUUCUCUCAAAAAGCAAUAACAUACCGGCCAACAACCACAAUACAGGACUCGCGACACCCAAACUAUAUCCAAAAGCAAUCGCCAAUGAAUACGACUCGGGUACAUUAAGACGACAUUCCAACCAGCCCAAGAAUAACCUCGAUAUUGAAGAAGAUAAGUUCUAUUGAAUUUCACAUCGGUGUUAAAAGGUUAACCUUUUUAUUGGGACAAAAUGUGAUUAAAAUGGCAACAAAAGCUGUUUAAUCGGAAUCUAUUAAAUAGGUUCCGUAUUCGGGAUGUAAGAUUUUAAAGUUGACCUUUGACUUUUAGUGGUCUUAAUAAGAACUCUAAUUUUAUUCUGAUCCUUUUGGAAAGUCGAUUCUCUGUACCCAGUGAAUAAUAAAAAAUUUGACAAUUAUAUUGUCUACUGUGACACUUGUCAAUUUGACAGCUGUCAAAAAUAUUAUUUUUUUAGAACAAAAUUAUGAAUCAAUUGAUGAUUGUGUAAAAAUCGAUUAUUUUAGCAAAUCUAUUUCGGUCUUGUUGUUUAAAAUUAAAUAAGUGACCAUCUAGUCGGUUUGCAUUGGUUGGUAUGAAAUUGUUUAUUUUGUUGUGACGUCAUAACUUGUAAGAUAUGUGAUUGGUCGCUUUUAGGUUAGAAAUCUUAGUUUUAAUUCGUCCUGUGCCAUCGUAACUAAGAUUGUAAAAUAUUUUAUACGUAUUUUUAUAAUAUUAUAUGUAAUUUAAAUAAUAAUAAUUAAUAUAAACAAGAACAAAUACAAGUGCCAUGUAAAUAAUAGAUUUUUUAUUAAUUUUCCAGUAUUUAGUUAUCAGCAUUCCCAAGUACAUAUAAAUGAAAAUAUAUAUUUUUAAUAUGCUAUAAUAUGUUAUAUUAAGAUAGUUGAACAUAUUUCAACAUAAUAUUUGACUCAUGUUGAGUCUGUGUGUGUGAUUGGAAUUUUUAUAUGCUUUUUAUAAAUAGGAUUAAGACGUUUAUGUUGUGUUUUUUCUAACUUCUAUAUACAUAGAUACGAUCCGUCCCCACUGAGGGGCUCGGAACCUCCCCUAAGUUAGGGUGACUAGGCCAUAGUCAACCACUCUGGCCAAG
Messenger RNA from Papilio xuthus (Asian swallowtail), 1687 nucleotides. RefSeq lists its product as uncharacterized. The transcript is spliced from 5 exons. The coding region runs from base 66 to 767 and encodes 233 amino acids. Lineage: Eukaryota; Metazoa; Arthropoda; Insecta; Lepidoptera; Papilionidae. The record is from RefSeq and is a predicted model, not a curated record.